CGGAGAAGGAACACCGAAGCAAAUCAAUUCACGAGGGCACGAUGGAUUGGGUUACGUUCAACCUAAACCUAUAAGGAUCCUCAUAAAUAGAGCCGCAAACCAUCAUAUUUUAGUGCUGAUGAAGAGGAUGAAGUGAUUUCCAAACUAAAGUGCUCUAUCUUUGAUCGGGUUGGGGGGCCAGACCAAGGUCUGCCAUAUUUGAUAAAUUGGGCCCGAAACCAAUGAAAGACAUGAAGAAGACUUUACAAGAACGGCUUGGAAUGAGCCCGAUAAUGAUGAAGUACGCUGAAGACCCAUGCAAGGGACAAAACUUCAAAAGAACGUCUGUUCAUAAAAGAUUGGGAUUGAAACAUGAACGCAAUACAUCUGCUAAAGUUCCUCUCGAAAAGAAAAGUCCUAAUGAGCACAGAAGUUCUAUCACAUCUCAUAUGAAGCGAGAAACCAAUGUGAAGGUAACGUAUGGAAAUGCACUUAAAGUCAAGCCAGUGACCGUUGUGCAUACUCAUGGUCAAUUUGAAGACGAAUAUGUGAAUACCUGCUUUAUCAACUUUAAAGACUCAGUACCCUUGAAGUCGGAGCAUGCAUAUGCCAAAUGAAAUGUUGAAAGCCAUAAACCACCAAUGAUGUUGUAAGUGGCUAAACUGCUAAAGCAUUUCACUUCGUCUAUGGAUGAGCAUAAUCAUAGAUACUCUUGGCCCACGAGAGUAUAAAAUGUGUACGACAAGCUCCUGGCCCGCAUGAGUUAAAACUGUGUACGGCACGUCGGCACCCACCCCCUUUAGAUUACCAAUUCAAAUGGUACAUAUGAACUACGUUUGACUUGAUCUCCUUCACAUGAGUACGUAGGCAGCUCAAAAGUUUCAUUUUUGAGUUCGGUUAUAACAAAACAAACCCCAAUUAGGUUUUUGUAAAGGAAGAAUGUCAAAGGGAGGAUUAAAAAAAAUAGAUAAAAUCAGCUGACUGAAGUCUCCCCAAGUUUAAAGUCAGGCCCAGACUCCGGAGGUCUCCUCCUCGCCGGAAAUUGUUUUGGUUGAGAAAGUCUUCUAUCAACGCCAUCAUCCCAACAAUGGAGCAAGCGACAUCAACAAUCAGCAAAACUGCAUGAGUCUCGAGAUACAAACAUCAUUAGAACUUUCAAUUUCCUAGCGAGAGAGAUUCUUGGAUCGGCCAAAAUCAUUUUGACAGCCCAAAGGACCAUCCACUUUUGGAUCCAGGUUCUUCUUGUAAAAAAUCAGGCACGUGUCUUAUUUGGACAAAAGCCCCUGGAGCUUCUUUUUAGCAAAAACCAGGGUGUUGGCCCCCAAUGCUUCGAACAUCAACCAUGGAUGGUGGCUCUUCCAAGCACUGAUCAGUGAGAUCUCUAAUGAUCUACUCCUGUUGUAUACUUGUAUCUUCCUCAGACCUCAAACGAGAACAGGAGCAAAUCAGUAAUUGACCUCAUAUAUCUUCCUGAUCAUCUUCUUCGCACAACGGCAAACCCCCGGAGCUUCCCGUUCUCGGCGAACUAAUGAAGUGAGUCAGAGAGAAAUCACUAGCAACACACGAUCAAACGAACAGACGCGAUUGUAGACAUUCUCCUGACCUCUCUGCGUUGACACCAACUAGCUUCCACAACAAGCCGGUAACAUCUUCGACUCAGCAAAUCUCCAAAUGCAGCGGCUCCGGAAGAAUUCUCUUUCAAAUUUCAGAAGCCCAGCCGGUGAACCGGCAUCAUCUCAUAUGGAAACAAAUUAGAUCCACCGCUACAAGCUCCCGCCGGACGGCUACAAGCUUCCACCGGGCCGCUACAAGCUCCUGCCGGACAGCUACAAGCUCCUUGAAAUUUCUGGUCGGCCAGCAUCUUCCCUUCCUCCUCUCAGUGAACACAGAAUAAGCCAGGUAAAACAAGGGUAGCUCUUCAAUUCUUCGCUGAUUUUCAGCUUCGUUCCUUCUCAGAAAAUAUGCAGGGAAACAAAUGAAAACAACAGCAACCUGUUGGAGUUCUGGUUCGCCUCUUCAAUAAAUUGGCUCCGUUUUAUCCUUCUCGCUGGAAAUCAAUCUCGGGCUGACACAUCUUCAAUUUUCAAUAGCAACAGCGACUGCGUCUUCUUCUCACAGCAAAACCAGCAACCGGCGAAUCAUCGUUUUCUCCGACUUGCCUCUGGAUUUUGAAUGCCAGUUCGAUUAAAGAUGAUUUUGACCAGCAUGAUAACUUCCUACGCCUUGAGAUAUCCCUGCAAAAUAAAAUAUCCAAAGCAGGUGUGAAGAGAAUAAACAAUUUACCUAUUUUAUAUCUUCGGCCGCCUGCUAAAAUCUUCUUGAUAGCUACAUGACUAUGGCUGAAGUGGUUCAGUGGUAUUUAUAAGUAUUUUGGAUCUUAGAAUUUCCAAAGAACUACGGGGUUGAGGAAGCAUGUAGUAUCUGAAUCGAAUAAGGACUUCUAAAAU
Messenger RNA from Cuscuta epithymum, 2426 nucleotides. The record is from the annotation of a GenBank genome assembly. Lineage: Eukaryota; Viridiplantae; Streptophyta; Magnoliopsida; Solanales; Convolvulaceae.